This is a messenger RNA of Naegleria fowleri, 2145 nucleotides long. RefSeq lists its product as uncharacterized. Lineage: Eukaryota; Heterolobosea; Eutetramitea; Acrasida; Naegleriidae. The transcript has a single exon. Bases 1 to 2145 code for a protein of 714 amino acids. The record is from RefSeq and is a predicted model, not a curated record.
AUGAAACGAAGGCUUUCUGGUCAUCAGUUGAAUAAUAUCCAUCAUUGGAUUGAAACAAAUCCCACAAACAAGCACUUGAAAUUACCCAAUAACACCAUCACCGACCAAGUGAAAAUUAUUUUAAUUAAUUUUCAUCAAUCUCCUUUCUCUCCUUCAUCAUUGAUGAUAAAAAAUCAUCAUCAACAACAACAACAUUCUCUAAUAUCCAUUGAAAAUACUUCCCACAUCAAUCACCUCUAUGAAUUAUUGAAAAGAAAAUUUGAAAAUCAAUCCAAAGGAUUCUCAAAAUGGUUAUUCGCACGGGAACAAUGGCUACAAUGUCACUUAUCUUCCAUGAAAAUCGAAUUCAUUAACGAUUUCGAGUGUGUGCACAAGUGGACAAGUGAUCAUGACGAGUUACUUUAUGAGAAUGAUGAUUGGUUGGUGUCCAUAUUGGUGCAAAUGGUGGACAUUAGAAAAUUAUUGUUCACUAAUUCAGAUGAGCAAUUUCAUUCUGUGGAAUUUUGGAAACCUUUUCAAGAAGAAAUUUGGCAUUUAUUAAUGAAAAAGCAAUUGUCAAUCAUGAAAUACAUUCCAAAAGAGGUUUUUUUAGAAUUCAAUGAAUGGAAAGAAAAGUUGGCACAUUUAUUUCAAACAUCUUAUGGACUCAAUUUUGUGUUUGAUCUUGAUGAUAUUGACAAAGCAAUGAAAGCACUCGACGAAAAGAAGUGCCAGAUAUUUCAACUUUCAGAAGGACUGAGAGACAAUGAACAAGUUAUGAAAUAUGCCACUCAAUGUGACCCUAAAAACAUUCGAUAUGCAUCGGAACGACUGAAAAAAGAUCGAAAAUUCUGUUUGGAUGUUGUUUCAUCAAAUUUCGACUCGUUUUUUUAUCUGAAAUAUUGGAUGGACGACGAAUCAUUUGCUUUCGAAUUAUUGUGUCACUCGUCAGAUAUUACCAUUGUUGAUGGAAAAAUUCAGCAAGAGCAAAUCCAAACUUGUAUUCCAGAAAUAUGUGAAUGGAUAUCUUCAUCCGCUUGGAAAAUCAAUUUAUCAAUGGAUGACAAGAUGAAGAUUUUUCAACAAUUAUUUCUCAAAGAUUCAACAAUUCCUAAUCAUUUCAAAUCGAUCAAAAAUCUAAUGAAAUCAGCACUUCAAAAGCUUCUUGAAUUACCAGAGGAGUAUUAUCAAGCACUUCGCAAUCAUCAACACACUCUCCGUGUACAAGGAAAGUUUGCACGUUCAUUAUUCGAACAAAAUCAAAAUCUCCAAAAUGAUCGACUUGUCGAACAAGUAUUGACACGAAUUUACAAAAAUUAUGAUCAAAUUUGGAUGAAAGAUGAAAAGUUUAUUUUGAAACGCCAAGAUUUGCAUCUCUUGUUGAAAUAUGGCCCAAUGACUUUGAGAAGGGACAGAAAUUUCGUAUUGCAGGUUGUAAAUUCACAUUUUCUUCAUGAAAUCAGAUUGGAGAACAUUUUACCAGAACUACAAAACGAUCGAGAAAUAGUAUUGGCUGUCAUGACGAAAAAUGGUCGAAUGUUUUCAAAUGUGUUUGCGUUACCAAAAGAAUUUCUAAAUGACAAGGAAAUUAUUUUGACUGCUCUUAAAAGCAAUCAUCCUUGUUCGUUUAGUGACAUUCCACAAAACUUUCAUCAAGACAAAGAUUUGAUUUUGGAAAUUUUAAAUCUCCCCAUUGGGAUCAAUGUUGCACAUGAUAUCGAUCAUGUUUUUCCAAUAUUUGUUGAAAGAAAGGAUCAAGAAGUGAUUUUUGCUGCCCUUAAAAAGGAUCCAAAAUAUUGGGAUUUUCUCUCGGAUGACUUAUUGAGAAACGAUCGAGAUUUUUUGUUGGCUGCCAUAAGAAACAAUGUAGAACCAAGGGAUGUUUUAUAUUUUGCCUCAAAAGAAUUGAAACAAGAUGCAACUUUUAUGAUGGAAGUUGUAAAAGCUCACCAAGACGGAUUGAAUUCCAUUCUGUAUUCGAAAGGAUAUACAUUUCUUGACGAUAAGAGUAUUUUUUUGAAUUCUGAAAUUGGAAUUGAAGGUGUGAAAGUGUGGGGAAUCAUUUCGGGUGACAUUUUCAAUGUCUGUUUGAAUCGGCGUCCAACCGAUGUAUCUUUUGAUGGAGCUAUCAAGUUUUUUCAAGUUUUGAAACAGGUUGAGAUUUGA